GUUAGGUGAUCUGACAGAUGAUUGACAGCAGCGCACAGCUAUUACGUUGCGUCAGGGUUAUGGCUGCUGCGAUCAGACUUCUCUCGCCCUGGAGCUUUUACCGAUUCGCCCGAGCGAGUAAAGCUGUGUGUGCUCAGCUGCACAGCUCUGCGGCAGUCAUGGGAGCAUCAGUAGAAGAGUUCAACGCGGCCAAAGAGAAACUAGGAGCUCUGAAGAAGGAUCCAGGGAAUGAAGUCAAACUCAAGGUCUAUGCACUCUUCAAACAGGAAGAGGCCAGGCAGCAGUACGUGGAUCUCAUCUCGUCUCUGGUGGGAACAGAAGCUCCCACGGUGGCAGCGCAGCCCACCGGGAGCACAAAGGGCUUCCAGACCCUGCUGGUCAGCACAGAGGACAACAUCACCACCAUCCGGCUCAACAGACCCGAGAAAAAGAACGCCAUCACUGUGGAGAUGUACAAUGAGCUAAUCGAAGCUUUGGAUCUUGCUGGCAAAGACGAUUCUGUCAUUACAGUGAUAACAGGUAGUGGAGAUUAUUACUGCAGUGGAAACGACCUGAACAACUUUGCAAAGAUCCCUGAGGGUGGAGUUGAGAAGUUGGCUAAAGAAUCUGGGGAGUUACUGAGGAGGUAUGUAAAGGUGUACAUUGACUUCCCCAAACCUCUGAUUGGAGUCAUAAAUGGACCGGCGGUGGGGGUGUCAGUCACUCUGCUGGGACUUUUUGAUGUUGUGUAUGCCACAGAGAAGGCAACGUUUCACACACCCUUCAGUCAGCUGGGUCAGAGUCCAGAGGGCUGCUCUUCAUAUCUUUUCCCCAAAAUUAUGGGUGCGGCAAAGGCUAGCGAGAUGCUGUUGUUUAAUAAGAAGCUGACGGCCACACAGGCCUGUGAAGUGGGUCUGGUGACCGAGGUCUUUCCUGAAAGCUCCUUCCAGUCCGAGGUGUGGACCAGACUGAAGGCCUAUGCCAAACUGCCCAGGAACUCUCUGGCUCUGUCGAAGCAGCUGAUCCGCGUGGUGGAGAAAGAGAAGCUUCACGCCGUGAACGACGCAGAGGUGGAGAGACUGGUGGAGCGCUGGCUCUCAGAUGAAUGCAUGCAGGCCAUCAUGAGCUUCUUCCAGGCCAAGUCUAAACUUUGAGAAGAGCCCAUGGAGCCAUUCAACAUACAGUCUCUUCCCAAAAUGACCUUUCUUUUGCAAUAGAUUUUCCAAUUAACCCUAUAUCCUACAAACAACAGAAAAGAAUCACCCAACUCAUCUAAACAGUGGAUUGUAUAGGAUUUGUAUAGCAUUGGAUGGUGUAUACAUAACAUGAGACCUUUUAUUUAGUCAUUCUGUCAUAACAGUUUAAUUGGACAACCAUGUAAUAUAGUGUUUUGGAACAAAAUGAACCGUCUGUUCCAUUUACUGUACCAGACGUGCACUUAGUAGGUUGUAACACUCAGUGCCUUACUAAUGUGAAUGCAUUUGUGUUUUUUUAUCUGAGGGCCAAAAAUCAGUAUACUCCGUUUCAGAUGUAUCAAUACAUUAAAUAAUUUGUAUAGUCUUUUGACAUUUUGUCCUGAAUACAGUUUUAAUACCUACUUAAAUACAA
Sinocyclocheilus grahami is the source of this 1587-nucleotide messenger RNA. Its product is annotated as enoyl-CoA delta isomerase 2, mitochondrial-like. Lineage: Eukaryota; Metazoa; Chordata; Actinopteri; Cypriniformes; Cyprinidae. Gene Ontology annotation, cellular component: peroxisome; mitochondrion. The transcript has 9 exons. The record is from RefSeq and is a predicted model, not a curated record. The coding region runs from base 18 to 1133 and encodes 371 amino acids. Gene Ontology annotation, molecular function: fatty-acyl-CoA binding; delta(3)-delta(2)-enoyl-CoA isomerase activity.